Mesoplodon densirostris (Blainville's beaked whale) is the source of this 909-nucleotide messenger RNA. Its product is annotated as lysine-specific demethylase 4D-like. Gene Ontology annotation, biological process: chromatin remodeling. Gene Ontology annotation, cellular component: nucleus. Gene Ontology annotation, molecular function: histone H3K9 demethylase activity. Bases 4 to 909 code for a protein of 301 amino acids. NCBI's taxonomy places the organism in Eukaryota, Metazoa, Chordata, Mammalia, Artiodactyla, Ziphiidae. The transcript has a single exon. The record is from RefSeq and is a predicted model, not a curated record.
GCCAUGCCGUCUAAGCACUUUGGUAGCCAGAACCCAAGUUGUAACAUUAAGAUCUUCCACCCAACCGUGGAAGAAUUUGAAGAUAUCAGCAAAUAUACUGUUUACAUGGAGUCGCAAGGUGCACACCGAGCUGGCCUAGCCAAGGUAAUUCCACCGAAAGGAUGGAAAACCAGCCAGAUUUACGAUGAUAUCGAUGACAUCUUAAUAGCCACUCCCCUCCAUCAGGUGACCACUGGGCAGGCAGGUGUGUUUACUCAGCACCGGAAAAAGAAGAAAGCCAUGACCGAGAGCGAGUAUCACCGCUUAACAAACAGUGAAAAACACCAGACUCCAUUCUACUCUGAUUUUGAGGAUCUGGAGCGAAAAUAUUGGAAAACACGCCCCUAUGGUUCACCAGUAUAUGGUGCGGACGUCAGUGGCUCCUUAUUCCAUAAAAACAGGAAGCAGUGGAACCUUGGCCACCUGGGAACCAUUCAGGACCUGCUGGAACAGGAGUGUGGAGUGGUCAUCGAAGGCGUCAACACCCCCUACCUGUACUUCGGCAUGUGGAAGACCGCCUUCGCCUGGCACACGGAGGACAUGGACCUUUACAACAUCAACUUCCUGCCCCUCGGGGAGCCUAAGACUUGGUACGCGGUGCCCCUGGAGCACGGCCAGCGCCUGGAACGCCUGGCCAGGGAGCUUUUCCCGGGCAGCUCACGGGGCUGUGAGGCCUUCUUACGACACAAGGUGGCUCUCAUCUCACCCACGGUCCUCAAGGACAAUGGCAUCCCCUUUGGUCGGGUCACUCAGGAGGCUGGAGAGUUCAUGGUGACGUUUCCCUAUGGCUACCACUCUGGCUUCAACUGGGCGGAAGCCAUCACUUUCGCCACCCAGCGCUGGAUCGAUUAUGGCAAAGUGACCUGGUAA